This is a messenger RNA of Triticum dicoccoides, 3055 nucleotides long. RefSeq names its product amino acid permease 4-like. The transcript is spliced from 3 exons. The record is from RefSeq and is a predicted model, not a curated record. The coding region runs from base 237 to 674 and encodes 145 amino acids. Lineage: Eukaryota; Viridiplantae; Streptophyta; Magnoliopsida; Poales; Poaceae.
AAAAAUUAAUUUGGAUAUUUGGUUCAAAAGAUACGAAAGAUCAAAAAUAAUAAAAAAAGCCAAAAGAAAAAUAGGGUCGAUGCCCCCCGCCCGGCGCAUGACACAAAUCCCCUCUCGGAACAGUACAUGAUUAAUUUUGUUUGUACAGUACAUAUUAAUUUCUCCUCCUCUCAGUCGGUUGGCAAAGUUUCUGCCUUUGUUUUAAAAAAAAAAAACCCUACUAUAAAACCAAAGUAAUGGACGUCUACACAGAAAGAACAAGUAGACAAGUGUUACUCUGCCUCGCUCGCUCGCUCUUUGCAGCAAUGGAGGAUCCCCGCACCGAUCCCAGGGACUACGACGACGACGGCCGCCUGAAGCGCAGCGGGACGGUAUGGACGGCCAGCGCGCACAUCAUCACGGCCGUGAUCGGGUCAGGCCUGCUGGCGCUGCCGUGGGCAUCCGCGCAGCUCGGCUGGGUGGUCUACCCGGUCAUGGUGCUGCUCUUCGCCUGCAUCAUCUGCUACACCUCCGCGCUGCUCUCCGACUGCUACCGGUCCGGCGACCCGAGCCACGGCGAGCGCAACUGCACAUACAUUGACUCCGUCAAGGCCAGCCUAGGACGCGCAGAUGUUGGGAUAUGCCAGUUUCUGUAUACUCCAACAUCUUCGGGGUGGCCAUCGUGUAUACCGUAGCCGCCUCUAUGAACAUGUUGGCAAUCCAGAGGGUUAACAAUGAUCUACUACAUCUAUAGCAGCAACCAUCUCUUGACAUCAACUGUGACGUCGCCACCAUGUUCCGCGACCCAGCAACUAUAAAUAGUUCCAACAACGAAGGUGCUCGUCACACUUUGCAACGGAGAUCGAAGAGGGAAGUCACCGACACCGUCAAAUGACUCAAAUUCCAAUUCGGCUCCUCCUUCACGGACGAUGGUAGGAUGAAAGGGGGAAGGGUAAAGUGCGUCACCGCAUCAGCCCAGUCGGCCGUGGCCGCGCCCUUCAUCUUCUUCAGCCGCGAUGAGGCCGCCAAAACAAUGGAUCCCACGACGGUCGCUCCAUAGCAGCGGGUUGUGGGGACACAAAAACGGCACGGUGGGUAGGGGGUUUGGUGGCAGCCACGACGGCAGCAACCACUGGAGGAGGUGCCGCGGGUGCGGCAGUAGUGGCGGCGACGACGGUGGGGUCGCCCGCCGCGUCGGAGAUGUUGUCCAGAGCGGUCUGGUGGCUGGCAGCGGUCGUGCAUGGGAGGAAGGUGGGUAGCGGUCACGCGCGGGAAGGUUCAAUGUGGCGGUUGAGCAAUCGCGCGUUGUGUGUUUUUUUUGCUGCAACCGGCUCCAGUGUGUAUAUUUUCAGCCCAAGUCGAUGUAAUUUAGGACUGCCCACAAAACAGUUCAACAAAAUUUACGGACAGGACAGUUGUUGGAGCUAUUUUUUGGUCGAAAAGACCUAAAAAGAAAUUAUUUUGGCUGUUGACCUAGUGUAGGGCUGAUGUUGUAUGCCCACCAAAAAAAAAGGGCGGAUGCUGUAGAUUCUCGAACAUGGAGGGGGCUCUACAGCGACCCAAAGUUAGAGUGGUUAAGAAACUCUGUUAAGAAACUCUGUUAGUGGAGGAUGCUUCUUGGUUAAGAAACUCUGUUAGUGGACUGGUUAAAAAAAAUUAGAGCUUUUGUAGGAGUGAUAGAGGUCCCCGUGGACGUGCUUUCACCCACCACCGGAAUUAUCCUUCCCUAUAUUAUGCUAGGUCGCGAUCGAUGCCUAAUCCUCAAGUUCGGUAACUGAUGUGGUUAAAUUUUAUUUCUAAACUAAGUUACCCUAAGGAUUACUAGACCAUUUUAUGAGUAUUGCAUUGAGUGUUUUGAUCUUGCAGUUAUGAUUAUUAGACAUUUUAUUGAUAUGAAUAUAUCAAACAAACGAGUUUUUUGUUUACAACGGAAAUGAACUUGGAUGUUGAGUGUUGCUCCAUCUAGACUCUUGUUGUUCUAAGCACGGAACAUAAUUUGUGCCAAUAGUAGUCAUUUUAAGAAACUACUCCCUCCGUUUCGAAUUACUUGUCAUAGGUAUGGAUGUAUCUAGAUGUAUUUUAGUUCUAAAUACAUCCAUUUCUGCGACGAGUAAUUUAGAACGGAGGGAGUAGAUAAUUGUUUGUGCAUUAUAAUAGAGGUAUAAAUAUUUUACAUGCAAUCAUCAUGAUUGAUUGACCAAUUGAAUCAUUUAAAAAAUGACAUGGACUAGUUGAGGUGGUUCUAAAGGAAAACUAUUGCAAAAAUGUCAACAAAACCAAAAACUGGUGAGGUGGGAUGAGAAGGGAGGACAAAAUAAAAAUAUGGACUAAUGUUACAUGUCUUUUAUAGCAAAAUAGCUAGCAUCCACUAACUUAUUCCAGAGUACUUGCAUCUAUGUUUUCUUACUAAAUUACCUCGAUCAUCUUAGUUGGCUUUAAUCCUGGUGCCUCACCUCCAGCUAGUAGAUAUGUUAGGGUUUAGUCCUUGCAGAGGUCGCGCUAGGACGAAUGACAACACUUCUUCUUUGAGUCAUUCUUCCGGUCUUGGAUCUUCCUCAAGUUAGUCCGCCGAGACGGAUUAGACAACGUAGAUUCCUGCCAACUCCUCGGGGCUGCGAGGUAAGACACUCUCGUCGUCCGUACCGGACGACGAGAGUUGCUAUCAGUGUCUUCGAAUCGAUUUAGGGAUUCAACGACGACGAAUGCGGCUCCGGGGCAUUGGUCCUUAGGGGCACAUGCACAAAGCAUUCCGACUGGCUCCAGUAUGGGAGAGGCGGCAGUGGCGCGACGGCCCCACCGGGGCAUUGGUCCUUAGGGGCACGUGCACGAAGACUUUUCGACUAUCGUCGACAAGGUCGGACUUGCUCCAGUAUGGGAGAAGCGGCAACAACACGACGUCGGCUCGUUCUACCGGUGAUGGUGGUCGUUCAGUUGUCCAGAAACCUCGCUAUAAUUUUUACUAUGUUUGGGAUGCCUUAUACUUUUGAUGAAGUCUUAUGAAUAAAUCUGAGGCCUCCUUUGGUUUGAAGGAAUUUCAUAGGAAUUCUAGAUGAUAGGAUUCUUAUAGGAUUUUUUC